This is a messenger RNA of Apus apus (common swift), 1832 nucleotides long. RefSeq names its product spindle and kinetochore associated complex subunit 2 (gene SKA2). Gene Ontology annotation, cellular component: outer kinetochore; spindle microtubule. Lineage: Eukaryota; Metazoa; Chordata; Aves; Apodiformes; Apodidae. The transcript is spliced from 7 exons. Gene Ontology annotation, biological process: chromosome segregation; mitotic cell cycle; cell division. The record is from RefSeq and is a predicted model, not a curated record. Gene Ontology annotation, molecular function: microtubule binding. The coding region runs from base 96 to 782 and encodes 228 amino acids.
GACAGCUGCCCAAUGGGAGCGGCCGGCUCUCCCAGCCUGCGGCGCGGGGGGUGGGUGUCUCCCCGCCGCCGCCUGAGGAAUGUCAACUAUUCAACAUGGAGACGGCGGUUACCAGGCUGGAGACCAUGUUCCAGAAGGCAGAAGCUGAUCUGGAUUACAUUCAACACAAACUGGAGUUUGAAAUAAUGAAGAGUCUUCCUGAAAAUCCAGAAGCAGAGGAGAAUCCAGUUGCUCUCUUGGAAGGACUCUCAGCAGUGAAAUCUCGUUACAGAACGUUAUGUAUGCAGCUGGAAAAAAUAUCCACAGAGCAGGGAGAAUCCAUGAAGGCCAUCCGUGCUGCUCUAGAAAACACCAGGAAGAUGGUUCAGGCGUUACAGUAUCAUACUGAUCUUGAGCGCUUACCUCUGUCAGAAGAAGAACAGGCUGCAGCUCAGCAGUUAACCUGCCAAACUGGUAAAGAAAUGGAAUCACCAGUGGAAGAGCCAUUUUGUUCGGGUUCUACAGUCCCUGACUCAGCUGAAGAAUCCCAAUUCAAACCAUUGACUGAGGAAAUCCUUAUGACUGUACCAAGGAGUAUCAGGAGUAGUGUUAAACUAGCAGACCUGAACAAUUUGUACAAAGAGUUAUUUAACCACUUCAUUGUAAAUAAGAACAGAACUGCACUGAGUGUGUCACAGAUGAACAAGAUGAAUAUGAAAGCCACUGACUCAAGAAUAAGAAUCUUGAAAGAACUUGCUAUUGUGGAACUUGACAAACAAGGAAAUGUUAAAUUAGUUGUGUAAAUGGCAGCUCAGUUCAUCCUCCUUUGACACAAGCAAUUUUGUCAUAGCUUCUGGAUUAUUAAUAAGCAAGUAUUUCUCUGGUGUCUAGGAGUUAUAAAUCCACUGUUGGAAAGCUGUUCAUAUUUCUGUAUAAAAAUUCCAUUUAUAGUACUUAACACUGGAGGGUUAAAAAACAUUGACUUGGUAUUUUACUUUGUAUUUUUUAAGAACAUUGUUAGCCACAUGACACUACCCACUGGGUAGCUCCCUUGAAGAAAGUAUAUGAAUCAGUGUAAAUGUGGCUCUGUGCAGCUGGUGGGACUGCUCUGAGCUCUCCUACUGUCACUUCCUUUCCCUCUUUCACCUACUCUUUUCCCUGUUGCUACCUCCAGUGCCACAGCCUUAUAGUUCCCCUCCUUUUGCUGCCUAUAGGAUGCUGCAUCAGUGAACCAUACUCCCUUAAGGUCCCUGUCCUCCUUCAGGGGAGGUGCUUCCCGAUUUGGAGAGGGUUUAUUUGCUGGGGCUUGGAACAACAAAGUGCUGUCUGUAUCUUGCUGCAAUUUAGAUGCUUUACUAUUGCCCUCCAUGACAGGCACGAUUUCAUUAAUGCCUUCCAGGUACACAUACCCUUUGCAGCCUGUUUGGUGUCUGGGCAGGGCUGCCUGUUGCUGCUGUGCCCUUGUGAAUCAUGGCCAGAAUUUUAACAGGUCUGCCAGUAACUGUCUUCUGAUCCUGUCAUAUUCUUUCUGCCUGUUGUAAUGCUAAAGAGAGCAAACUCUUUUUGAGAUGCAAAUAUCUUAGUCUCACUGGCAGCAAAAGAGUCAGAGCUAAAUUCCAGGGUUGGUCUCCAGCUCUUCUGGUUUCUUUUGCCACAGAUUACAAUGGCAACUGUGGACAGGCCUGUGAUGUGUAUGGGAUCUAGCUUCUGGAACAGUCUUAAGUUCUGCUCUUAACAAUUCUAAGGUGUUCUCAUGUUGUUCUGUCCAUUCCUGGUGGGUUCUUAAGACCAGUAACCCAAGCCACUUAAUUGUACUUACAUUCCUGAAUAAAUGAUGAAAGCUAAGGAGACAA